AUGUCGAGAAUUGCCCCAAGCACAAGAUGGACAUCGUUCGACGGCUGGGACUACAACGGCAUGAAAGAGCGAUUGCUCAUCAAAGGCCAGAAAUUCAGUAUGAGCGAGCCGUUUUCGGCAGGGCAGUAUUGGAUCUGCUUUGAGAUGGUCGCUGAGGACGACAGUCUUAUCAUCGCACGUGUUCGAUUGCCUCGCCACCCUGACACUCUACCAACAGUGAACGAAACGGACGAACAAUAUUCGAUCGCGUGCGAGGUUUCUACAAUGCGUUUCGUGAGACAGAGGCUCCCGACCGUGGUUAUGCCUCGCGUCUACGCCUACGAAGGUCCCGGAUCACAGCUCGCCGCCGAUGCUGGCGCUGUCUACAUGCCAGCGUUCCACACAAAAGGCUUUUAUGGGAACACGCUGCAAGAUAUGGUGCCAGACCUUUGCAGUUUGUCGCAUAUCAUGGCUCAAUGGACAAUGAUCCAAACGUCGCUAGCAACCUUAUCAUAUCCACUGAUCGGGUCCAUCUCCGCCAUAACGAAAACAGGAGAGCCCAUCAUCGACAAGUUGUCUUCCGCUGCAGCGGAAGGAUUUAUGUCACAAGGACCUUUCUCUAACGCUAUCGAGUACUUCACUGCUCUUGGAGAAGCAGCUUUGUACCGGGCGAACUCCUCGGAUGGCAGUACAGGUAAAAACCUGUCGCACUUCCGCAAGCUCGGUGCGUUGGUUUUCGUUGACAUUGUACGGUCUACGACACUAUUUCAAGCGCCUCACGCAAAAUAUCCCCUUAAUCACAUGGACCUCGGCACCCAAAACAUUAUAGUCGACGAUGAUUUGAACUUCCUGGCCGUCAUCGAUUGGGAGUUCGCUCAAACUGCUCCUUGGCAAGUAAAUCACUACCCGAUGCCUUUUCCACUGUUAUGGCCGGAUGAGAGGAUCAAAAACAUCUUAGAUAAUCCUCAGCAUCUCGCGCACAAGAAUAUAUCACGACAGGCCCUCGCCAGGCGGUUAGACCGCAGCCAGUUCCAGGAUGCCGAAGCAAAACUUCACCAGGAAGGACUAUGCCUCGGCGGUAGAUUCGCAGAGGUAUUGGAGAGUGUGGCAUCCAGGAUUUAUGCUUGUUUUUCUAGGCUUGGAGACUCACCAGAGCAGGAUGAGGACUUCGUCAGGGAGAUGGCAAAGGAAAAAUCGAAUGAACUCCCCGAGUUGCGGAGCCUCUGUCAUGUGAACGAGCACGUGGGCAGUUGA
Molecule: messenger RNA, 1233 nt
Organism: Cryphonectria parasitica EP155
Lineage: Eukaryota; Fungi; Ascomycota; Sordariomycetes; Diaporthales; Cryphonectriaceae
Exons: 5
Coding region: 1-1233 (410 amino acids)
Source: RefSeq, a predicted model, not a curated record